AUGGCUCCAUGCGCGGACGCACUUCUGAAGCGACCGCGACGCGUCGAGCCAUUCUCCGUGCGGCCAUUAUACUCGAUUCACUGCUUAGGAGUCCCGAAAUUUGAAUUACUUUCAAAAAAAUCGAAAUGUUAAGUUUAAAAUUUAUCAAAUUUUCAUGAUAAGAUAGUGAUGAAUCGAAAUUCCCAGGUUAGAUUGUAGAAAUAGAAGUUUAUUUUUAUUAUCAUAUUGUUGUUUCUUUAUUUUCUCUUUUUUACACUUUUCAGCGGGUUUUUUUUCAUCUUCCUUAUGCUCAUUUUUUGUAUCUAUUUUUGCAUGUAUUUUUUUGUCGGGUUUCUGUCAUUUUUUUGUUGUUUUUGAAUGAAAUAAAUCAAUAAAAAAAGAAGUUGAAGACGUAAAAUCCUUUUUUUCUGUCGCGAGGCUCUGGAAUAAAAAAAUAAAAAAAGCAAUUUUUUUCAAAAAAACGUGAAAAAAACUUUUUAAACCAACUUUUUUUGUCGUAAAAUCAACUAGAUCAUAGAAAUGUGACACAUUCAACUUUUUUCCAUGUCUUUAAUGCUUGAAAAAAACUUGAUUUCAUCAAUUUUUAGUACAAAAAAAUGUUUUUGAAUUAAAUGAGUAUGCAAAUUAGCGCCGUUCUGUCUAUGCACCAAAAACGUCAUAUAUUACGAAAAUGAAGGGCAGGGCGUCGUAAAAAAAGAACGUUGGGCUCUCGAAAAUAAAUUGUGAAAUGUUUGAGUUCAAAAAGAUAGGAAAAUUUUUGAUUUUACUGAAUUCCAUCAGCAUUAGCAUUUUUCUUUUUCCGAGCCUCGAAAUUAUUUUCUUUUUUUCAUUAUUUUUUUAAAUAAAACCCAAUAUAAUGAACCUUUUUUUCAAAGUGCAGCUAUUUUUCAGCUUCCUCUUUGACCCCUCUAAAAGUUUACGCCUCUGCACUCUCCAUCAUUCCAACGCUAUUUCCUCGGGAGCUUACAACAUGUGUCCAGUCGCCGCACAAAAAUCGCCAGAUGCUCGACAGCCUUCCAUUUUUUGCGAGUUUUGGCCUUUUAUUUCUUUUCUUUCCACUUUAAGUUCUCGUAAAACUUAAAAUUGUCUUUUUUCGUAUUUUUGAACGUUAAAUGGAAGCUUAAUUCAUGCAAGUUUCAACCAAUUUUACGAAUAAUUUUGAAAAAAUAGGUCUUUUUUUUAGCUGUAAAACUCUGAUUAUAACUUCCAUAAGGCGUAAUUUUAUUUUUUUUUUUAAUGGAAAUUUUUGAAUAAAAUGAUUUUCAAGCCUUUUCCAAUCAUUUUCUUAACGUUUCGCUUUGAAAAUACGUUUUUUCAGGCCGAGAUGCUGACAUAUUUCUUCAUAUUAUCAGUUUUAUUCGUGAUUGGAACCUGCCAAGAACCGACGAUAACUUAUGAAGAAUAUUAUCAAUUCGGCAAAAAUGAAUAUACCGCCAAGAAUUGGCCCGAUUGCGUGGCUUUCAUGCGUCGAGCCAUCGACGAUUUUCGGUAUUUAUCUUGUACUUAGGAACGUCAGAGUGGCCCCUAGAGGGGGCCCUGUAGAAAUUGAUUGAGUUUGUCGGAUGCUUCUCAUAGAGUUCAUAAAAAUAAAGGACUAGUGUGCUCCCUUAAAUGCAUAGGGGCAGUAAAAAACGGUGUUUCAGUUCAAAGCAGUACUUUGUACAGUUUUUCAUUGCAAAUCGAACGGUGAACUUGGAAACGUACAGAAGUUCCUAGUUUUGGAGAAAAAAUAAUUCAAAGUCGGAGAAAGGAAAGCUUGAGUUCCCGCAAAAAGGGCGCUUUGCAGUAAAGUUGCUCUAUGGACAACACGCUUCGCCAUCUUCCGGAUAUUCGCUUUUUUCUUCGUUUCUUUCAAUUUUCAAUUUUUUCUGUUGUCACCAAAGUUCUUUUCGUCACAAAAGCUUUCUAUUUAUGUAUAAUUUGCAAACUUUGAUCGCAAAAAAGCUUUUCUGGUGAAAAAUGAUGAUUUUACACAGGUUUCGAUUGGGAUAGCGAUUAUUUGUGUUUUCUUUAAUAUCACUGUGUGUUUUCUGCUUUCCUGAUCGAUUUUUCAGAGAAGAAACCCUUAAUUUGAAGCAGAUAGCCGGUUAUUUCUCACAAAAUGCGAGUCUAAUGAGACGUCCGCAACAUCGCGUGCACGGCUACUGUAAACAUUUGUCCGUAGGCCGAUCCAAAGCCUUUUUCAAAAUUGAAAGCGCGAAAGUGAAAUCGCGUUUUUCUUCUAGAGUUGUCACAUCUGUAAUUUUUUUGAGUACACAGUUCGAUUCGCGAAGAAAAACUGUAUUAGAUACUGCUUUCUCCUGAAACCCCAUUUUUUACUGCCCCUAUGCCUUUAAAGGCCACUAACUAAAAUCCCUAAAGGGGCCACUUUUGCAAGCUCUAGAGCCCCUAUAGGAUAGUUCAAGUGGUCCCUCGAGGAGUCCUUCGAGUGCUUGCUCCUCUAGGGACCUUUCUAGUGAUAUUUUGCUUAAAUAGCCUUUUAAAGUCCUGCAAUCGCGCUCCAACGAACUAAUUCUUUGUAGGGCUAGCUAUGCCUGUUUUCCAUAUCAGAAAAGAGUGAAAGUCAGAAAAUUCUUGAAAAAAUGAAACAAAAUUCAUAAAAAAAACAAAAAAAGAAUUCAGAUAUUUUGAAGACGAGCUCUUCUACUGUCGCAAAAAGUGCGCCAACGUCGUCGAAACGCCGAAAUCCACUCAAAAACUGGCCCGAUGGCAUGAGACGAGCGAAAUCGCGUUGUGCGUCUUGCGAUGUCGCAAAAAUCGGCUGGGAGGUUCGGAUUUCGAAAAAAAAAACGACGAGAUUACUCACUUUUCUUCGUUAUUUUUUCAGUUUUCAUUGAUUUUUCCCCACUCCCAAGUUACGGUGGUCAAAAGGGUUCAUAAUAUUGUUAAGAUCGACCUGGAAUCAAAAAAAUGAGCGUUUAUUACGAUAUGAUGGAACGGAAGCCUUAUCAAUACAUGCAUAUCUGCUAUUGGAAGGUUUGCUCUUUUCAUUGCAAUUUAUCGCUCAUUGUUGCUCAUAUUAGUGGGAUAUGAAAUCUAAACUUGUGAAAGUUACUGGGUAGUUUGAAAAAAAAGACUUCCCAGUGCGUCAUAAUUAUUGAAACGUGUGGGAUUGUCGCUCAUUUUUAAUGAUUUUCCAAAGUAUUUUUGGGUUUUCCUGUAGAGUUUCGUUAUUAUUAUACUUAGAAAGAGUUUUUUAAAUGUUUAUUUCAAAAAAAAAAAUUAGCCGAAAUUCAAAAUGGACUCGUUUUUUUGAAGUGCGUCAUAAUUAUUGACACGACCAAAUACAUUUUUUCAUUUUUUUGGCAAAUGAUUUGAUUUUUUUUGCUUAUUUUAAAGUUCUUGUAAAGUUCUAUAACUGAUAAAACAAAUAAAAUCAAUUUUUUCAGCAAAACGACUUUGCCCAGGCCGUCCAAUCGGCCUACACCUUCUUGGUGAACAGUCCAAAUGACGUCGAAGCCUUGGCCAAUGUGAAAUUCUACAUGAAUCAACCGGAAUACGACGCCUCAAUGUUGAUUGAUGCGGAAAGAAGGGAUUACGAGGUGAAGAAAGCUGUUAAUUCUGAAAAUUUGUCGGAAUAUAGCUCAAAAAACCGGUUUUUGUGUGAAAAUUUCUGGCGUAAAUGAUGAAAAUUUGAAGUUUUGAGGUAAAUUUUCACUUUCAAAGCAAGGAAAAAGUGAGAAAGCUGCAAAAAUUGGUUGAUAAAAAAUAGCCGAAUUUAUGAGUGAAUGUGCGCUCCAAGGAACAAAUUAUGAUUUUUGAUAAACUAUUCCGAUUUUCACACUAUAUUUUGUCCACGAAUCGUAAAAAUAGUAAGAGAAGUCUCAAAAUUUCACAAAAUCUUCUUAUUUUGAAGGUUUAAGUUUUUUUCCAUGGAGCACUCUUGCUCAGAAUUUUUUCUCAAAUUUCGUAUCUUUUGACUAAAAAAAUUUUUUUCUCUGUUUCAAGUCAAUAGUAUGGUUCAUAAAACUUAAACCCCUUGAUUUAAAGAAUUCAAGUUUUUAUCCAUGGAGCACUCUUGCUCUGAUUUUUCUCAAUUUAUUUCUCACUUUUUUUUCGCUGAAAUAUGAGUUUUUUCGCUAUUCCAAGUCAAUGAUAGGGUUCAUAAAUCUAAAAUCCGUUUAUCUAAAAAAUUUAAGUUUUUAUCCAUGGAGCACUCUUGCUCCGAUUUUUUCUCAAUUUUUUUCAAAACUAAAGUUUUCCUGUUUCAAGUCAAUAGUAUAGUUCAUAAAACUAAAAAUUUCCAGAUCAGAUUCAUGGCCGGCGUGGAAGCUUAUGAGAACCAAGAUUGGCAAAGAUGUGUUCAGGAAUUCGAAAUUUCCCUUGAGAAGACCCUUCAGCAGGAUGAGAAGUUUGAAAAAAUAUAUAAAGUGGAUUUAAUUAAUCAAUAAAAUUCAGGUGCCGCUACCUUUGUGAAGACAAAAUUGACUGGGCGUCGGUGGAUGGGAAUCCGGAGAUUGAAGUCCUGUCGACGAGUCAGUUCUUCGAAAAGUGGCCCCUGAAGGGUUCAAAAAUGAAAAUACAGGCAUGAGGUCUUCAAUAAUCCGUUGUCAGCACAACUGUCUUUAUCGAUUGGGACGAAUCAAUGGUCACUACGUGGGCCACUUGAUCGCCGUCCACUUCGAAUACACCCAUUUUUGCCAUUUCCAACGUGGGUUUUGAUCCAGGGAGUGGUUUUAUGAGCUACGUCUAUGAGUACCGAUUGAGCUACUUCUUGAAAAUUUUUAUUUUCAAAUGUUCAGUGAAACGGGGAAGUGAUGCGGCGCAGGCGGUCGCCAACUACUUGCUUUUCGACGAUAAUCCACUGAUGCGUCGAAACAAGCAUUUCUACAUGGAAAAAUACCAAAAACCCCAGCUUUUCGCUCCCAGCGAGGUUAGAUUGGAAUGGCUGAAAGCGUUGCGGUCGCGCUGCGUUUCUUGUUGAAGUUUCGGUACUCAUCCUGGCGCUGCACCCGACCUUGAGCGACUUCCUAUCAUUCUUGCAGAAUGCAAAACCGGCUGGCCACUUUGCAGCUCUCAAUCGAUUGAAUUGGCCGAUUUGCAGCUCCCAAUCGAUAAGGCUGGCUAAAUUGCAGCUCUCAAAUGAUCGAUAUGGAAACUUUGCAGCUCCCAAAUAGAUAAGCAAGGGAAUUUGCAGCCCCCCCAAUUGAUCAAGCUGGCCGAUUUGCAGCCCCCAAAUAAACCAUCUGGAGAAUUUGCAGCUCCCAAAUUGAUAAGAAAAAGAAUUUGCAGCUCCCAACUGAUCAAGCUGGAAAAUUUGCAGCUCCCAAAUGACCCAGCUGGCAAAAUCACAGCUUCCAAUCGAUUGAGUUGACGAAUUUGCAGCCCCCGCAUGAUCAAGCUGGAAAAUUUGCAGCUCCCAAACAGACAAGAAAGAGAAUUUGCAGGCCCCAGGAGUUAAGCAAGGGAGUUUGCAGCCCCCAAUCGGUCAGUCUGGCAAAAUUGCAGCUACCAAACAGACAAGAAAGAGAAUUUGCAGUUCCCAAAUAGAUAAGCAAGGGAAUUUGCAGCCCCCAAUUGAUCAAGCUGGCCGAUUUGCAGCCCUCAAUUGUUAAAGCCGGCAGAAUUGCAGCUCCCAAGCGAUCAUGCUUACCAAUUUGCAGCUCCCAAGAAAUAAGCAAGGGAGUUUGCAGCUCCCAACUGAUCAAGCUGGAAAACUUGCAGCUCCCAAAUGACCCAGCUGGCAAAAUCACAGCUUCCAAUCGAUUGAGUUGACGAAUUUGCAGCCCCCAAACAGACAAGAAAAAGAAUUUGCAGCCUCCCAAGAAUUAAACAAGGGAGUUUGCAGCUGCCAAUUGAUCAAGCUGGCCGAUUUGCAGCCCUCACUUGAUAAAGCCGGCGGAAUUGCAGCUCCCAAAUGAUCCAUCUGGAGAAUUUGCAGCUCCCAAACAGACAAAUAAGAGAAUUUGCAGCCCCCAAGAAAUAAGCAAGGGAGUUUGCAGCUCCAAAAUGAUCAGGCUGGCUAAAUUGCAGCCCCCAAAUGAUCCAUCUGGAAAAUUUGCAGCACCCAAACAGACAAGAAAGAGAAUUUGCAGCCCCCAAGAAAUAAGCAAGAGAGUUUGCAGCUCCCAACGGAUCAAGCAUAUCAAAAUGCAAUUUUUACUUGAUUGGGAAUACCAAAAAUUACAGCAUUGAGACUUUAAUUAACCGUUUCGCGACCGCAACGCGCUCAGCCAUUCCCAGUGCGACCAUGAAAAUUAAAACAGUAAAUAUAAUUUUCCAGAAAAUCAUCAAAGUCCACGAGCAACGAGAGCUAGAAAAGCGCUAUUUGGACUUUGUCGAGAAGAGAUUCCAAGUCAAGGACGAUGAGGUUGAGGAAAAGUGUCCGCAUUUUACAGACUUUUCAUUUUUCAGUUUCCCCCUGAACAAGCCGACGACCACAAAAGCUUCCAGACCGAGGUGAGGGUUUUUGAAAAGUGACGUCAUGAUUCAAUAACGUCAUUUUUGUCCUUCGUGGUUUUCAUGAGGUCAUCAUAAUACGUCUGGAAAAAAUGACACAGAGAUGUCUAAACCUCUUCUUUUCUCAAAGUAUUUCCCUGAUCUUGAAAAAAGAGCCCUUAAGAGGCCACUUGAGCUUCAGGGCUCAGACCUAGAACUCCAUAAAGACCACCUAUAUUUGACCCCUCCAGGGAGCACUAUUUUGCCCCCUAGAGGGGUUGCUUUUUUCCUAACCCCUAUAGGGACCAUUCUAGAAUUCCGAAGUAGGGUCUGUUAUCUCCUCUAACCUCUAUAGGGGCCAUUUUAACGUUCCUAAUAGAAUGAACUAUAAAAAUCCAGGUUCCACUCAACGACGAGUUCCCAUACGCGGCCGUCCCUUCGCUCCUGAAGGCCGGCGAGUGCAAGACACUCCGCUCAACGUUCGCGACCGCGACGACCAAGGCACUCGCCGCGGAACUGACCCGUCGCGUCCGCGAAAUCUGGCCCCGAGCCGAGCUGGAAUCGAUCGAUUGCGGGAAGGAAGUCCGAGAGGCGGCCUGUAAACGGCCCAUCGUGGUAUCCUUGGAGGCUGAGGACUGCUCCCAGUGGCUCGGAAGAUGGUUCGGAGGAUGUGCUGCGGUCCAUUGUGACCGGUCGCUCGACUAA
Messenger RNA from Caenorhabditis auriculariae, 7083 nucleotides. Lineage: Eukaryota; Metazoa; Nematoda; Chromadorea; Rhabditida; Rhabditidae. The record is from the annotation of a GenBank genome assembly.